AACUUUUGUGCGCCACCACCCUAUGACCGACAAAAUCACGUCAGUCCCUCGCCAGCGACCCACGCCGCACCUGCAGCCCGUCGCCGCUGUUCUCUCUCUCCUCUUUCCUUCGCUCACUCCUCUACUUCGCGCUUUGCUACUACUCGUGGUUUCCGCUGCUACCGGAGUUUCGAAGACCGACGACCGAUGCUGGUCGGUUUCCGCUGCCGACCUCCCAUGCUAUCGCCUGCAUCGCUCGUCGGAGUUCGCUUGACCCGUGUUGUUCGUCCCUACUCGAAGAACCCUGCAUAUGAAGAGAAGAGGAGAAAAUUGUUACAUAUUGACUCGUAAUGUAUGUAUGAGAAAAGGUAUCAUUGAAAGGAACAAAGAGAAUACUAAGUCAAGGAAGAAAUCAAGUGAGGAUUUUGAAGACUAAGUGAAGAUGUUUCUCUAAUUGAUUCUGGAGCAGCAUUGGAGCAAGAAGAAUAAAGCAAGGCGUUUUUAUUUCUAGUUCCAUUGUAAAGGAACGAGUAAUGAUGGUAAGGAACGUUGGCAGUUUUAUUUGAGAAUGAUAGUCAGAACAGACGAAUUGGCACUAAACAAAUCAGUUAAAGGAACUUAUAAAUAAAAGGAACUAGACUUAGGCUCGAAGCAUUAUAACGGUUCACUAAUGGAAGUUGAGUAGAUUAUGCCUAAAAAAUAGGUUACCGUUUUAAUCUAAGAAAAAAAUCCGAUUUUAUGGAAAAUCUUUUUAAGGAAAAGAUUUCGUUUUUCGAAAAAUAAAAAAAAUAUUAUUCGGUUUUUAAAAGGAUUUUAUUUAAAAGAUAAUAUUUUCUUAAGGAUUUAAUUUCAGUUUUAAUAUUAAAUCUGUUUUAGAUUAAAACUGAUUUUCGGAUAAUGCUCAAGCAAUUCCUAUAAUCUAGGAGUAGGAACUAAAACAUGUCCACGUCUAAGAAGUGAUCAUGGGAUCAUGGGAUUUGUUAAGGAACGUGUUCCUUGAGGGAAGGAACAUCAUGGGAUAAUGGUUUUUCACAAAUACACGUUUUAAUUCCCACGUUCUAUAUUACUGUCACUAUAAAUAUUGAAGUCUAAGUAAGUUCCAAAGUGUGUCUGACUAAGUGAUUUAGUGAGUUUAACUAAUUAAGUGUCAGUGCCUUCAUUCUCUCAUAAUAGCCAUUUGUUCUUUGCUUACUUACUCUAAUUCCACUAAACUUAUUUCGAUCAAUUGUAUUUUGGUUUUUGGGGUAAGGGGACUUUGAGUGAAGUUCUGUAAGAGAGAAGCUUUGAGUAAAGCAAGUAAGAGUGAGAAAACUUCGAGUGAAGUUGAGAGGAACUGUUGUUAAGGGAACAGUGGCUCAGGAACUUUAGUUUAGGAACUCAAGGUGUGACUCGAGAAUAGAAUUAGGUUGUAACAAAGUUGUUUGGCCUAAUUAGUGAAAGAGUUGAGUUUAAAAUCUCUAGUGGUCGAGGUUGUUUCUUCUUGUUGGGCCCAAGAAGUUUUUCCUCGUAAAAAUCCCUUGUGUUCCUCUAGCCUUUUUAUUUGUUUAAGUUUAAAUUUUCGUAAAAAGUUACAUUUAUUUCUACACAUACAAUUCACCCCCCCUAUUGAGAGAUAGGAAACCCUAUUGAGAAAAAGAUCCAAGGAACAAUGAAUACCGCCAAGAAACUUGAGGAAGGUUAUUCUACGCAAAGGCCUCCCAUGUUCAAUGGGAAGUUCUACAACUACUGGAAGAACCGUAUGGAGAUAUUCAUCAAAGCUAAAAACUACCAGGUAUGGAGAGUCAUUGAAGUUGGUGAUUUCGAGGUCACAACUAUAAAUGACAAAAAUGAGGUAACUCUAAAACCCCUCUCUGAAUAUAUGACAAAGCUGAUUUUGAAAAAAUGGAAGUAAAUGCCAUGGUUAUUAAAUUGUUGCAUUGUGGACUUGGACCCCAUGAACAUAAUAGGAUCAUGGGAUGCAAAUUUGCAAAGCAAAUAUGGGAUUUACUAGAAGUAAGUCAUGAAGGAACUAAUGAAGUCAAAAGAUCUAUAAUUGAUUUACUAAUGAAUCAAUAUGAACUGUUCUCCAUGAAGACCAAGAAAAGCAUUCGAGAUAUGUUUACUCGUUUUACUAACAUUAUUAAUGAGUUAGCUUAUCUUGGAAAGUUUAUUUCAUCAGAUGAACAGGUUCGAAAGGUUUUUAGUAGUUUUCCUAAGGACAGAUGAUGGCUAAAGUCACUACUUUACAAGAAACAAAAGACUUCACUAAGUUCAACUUAGAACAGCUGGUUGGGUCACUUAUGACUCAUGAGCUUCACCUUGACACUGAAUAUGGUGAAAGCUCUAAAUCAAAAUCCAUUGCUCUCAAAGCAGAUGAUGAAGAUGACUUUGACUCAGAAGAAGAAGAAGCAGCUCUCAUGGUUCGAAAAUUUCGAAAGAUGUAUAGGAACAUGAAGAACGGGAAAUUCAAAGGUAAAACUAAGAAAUUUUCUAACAAAGCUGCUUGUCAUAAAUGUGGUAGCACAGAUCACUUCAUCAAGGAAUGUCCACUUUGGGAAAAUGAUAAAACCAAAGAAAGGAACAAGGAACGCUUUGCUGAACGGAACAAAGAAUCCAAGGCACCUUUCUCUAAGGCAAACGUUCAAAAAGCAAUGAUAGCUGCUUGGGGAGAUUCAGAGACGGAAGAAGAAGAGGAACAACAAACUGAAGAAACAGCAAACCUUUGCCUCAUGGCAAACAUUGAUGAAAAAGAAGAUGAAGAAAAGGUUGAGGUAAGUCAACAUGGUCUUGAGUCAGAAUUAGAUUGUAAAACUAGGCCUGAAAUAUAUGAUCUUCUUUAUUAUGCAAUUCUUGAAUGUAGAGAUGAACGUGAAAAACGUGAACAAACUGAACAAACCCUUAAGGUCUACAAAGAACACAUAGAAUGGCUUAAGAAAAUGAGAACAGAUGUUGAAACUAGAUUAUUUGAUUUGUUUGACAAAAACAUAAAAAUCAAAGAAUAUUAUGAAAGUGUGAAAAAUGAAAAUUAUCUAAUCAAUUUAGAAAUUUCACACUUGAAGGAGUUUGUCCCUGUUCUAAGCUCCUUUGAUAUAAGAUCAACUCCUUUGAAAGGAUACAGAUCUGAGAUUGAAAAUUUGAAUAAAGAAAAAAUUGUUUUAAAGGAACAUAUCUGCAAUCUUAAAAAGGAACUGGUUGUCGCAAGGAACAGAGAGAAAAUGAUGGCUGUUCCUAAGUGGAUUGAGAAACCACAGACCAAAAGAAAAGAAGGUCUCGGUUUUGAAAACCACAAGAAAAGGAACAAGACCAAGAAAUAUGUUGAUCUGCCUAGCGAUAAAUUUUGUAUGUAUUAUGGAAAGGUAGGUCAUUACAUAAAUUAAUAUCAACUAAAAACUGAGAUGAUUGGCAAGAAUGUGAAGAUAAGUAACAAAAAAUGGGUUGUCAAAUCAAGUCCUAGUCAAGAACAGGAACCCACGAAAGAAGGGUUCCUACAACUAACAACUAGUUGAUUUUUGCAGGUUGGAGUGAGGGGGAACAACACAUGCACUAGUAGAAUAAAUGCUAUUUGCUGCGGUCAAAAAGUGGCAUAUUGCUGCGAUUUUGGGCGCGCAACAAUUAAGGGGGCAACAAUAGGUAUUACUUAUAUUGCUGCGAUUUUAAACCGCAGCAAUAUCUAGAAAUAUUGUUGCGGUUUUAAGGCCAAAUCGCAGCAAUAUAUUUUUUUUUAUCAA
Messenger RNA from Beta vulgaris subsp. vulgaris (sugar beet), 3686 nucleotides. RefSeq lists its product as uncharacterized. The transcript has 3 exons. NCBI's taxonomy places the organism in Eukaryota, Viridiplantae, Streptophyta, Magnoliopsida, Caryophyllales, Amaranthaceae. The record is from RefSeq and is a predicted model, not a curated record. The coding region runs from base 2181 to 3335 and encodes 384 amino acids. Gene Ontology annotation, molecular function: nucleic acid binding; zinc ion binding.